CAAACUUCUUCUUUUUAAUAUACAAGUAAUACCCCAGUUGGUUCUUAAGUUAGUUGUAAAAUUCAUAUGAUUAAUUAAUUAUUGAAUUGAUUGUAACACCAUAUACUGCUAAUUUACUUCAGACAAACAAUCUCUUUUUCAUAAAAUAUCUGUACACUUUCCUCCAGCAUUUGCUGUUCUCCCUCAAUUUCAUCGCCUCUUCUUUAGCAAAUGACCAAUCAAACAAGGGCUUUUUCAUUCGUUACAUUAACCCAAACCCCUUUUUUCUCUUGUACUGUGUAUACAAAGAGAAUUUGACUGUUAUACCCAAAAGAAAUCAAUGGGGUUUGAAUUCAAAACCCCUUUUGUGUUGUACGUCUAGUUGUGUGUAUAAACAGGGAUUUUGAUUGUUUUACCCCCAAAGAAAUCAAUGGUUUUUUCAUUUAUAAGGUGAAUUCAAAACCCUUUUGUGUUGUGCGUAUAAACGGAGAUUUUGAUUGUUUUAUCCCAAAGAAAUCAAUGUGGUUUUCAGUCAUGAACUGAACUCAAAACCCUUUUGUGUUGUAUAAACAGAGAAUUUGAUUGUUUUACCCCAAAGAAAUCAAUGGUUUUUUCAUUCAGGAGGGGGAGUUAAAACCGUUUUGUGUUGUAAGUCUAGUUGCGUGUAUAAGCAGACAAUUUAGGUUGUUAUACAAUUGUAAAUGGCUUUGGAGACUCCAUCACCAGUAGUCCGACGGAGUCCGGUAAGGUACCCGGACGUUGAUUUGUCCCGUCUGAAUUUGAGUGAACAAAUUGUGCAAGAAGGAAGUCCAGUAACGCCGGUGAGAGUGGUCGACGAUGUGAUGUAUGUUGCCGUCGGGAAAGACUUGAAGGAGACUGAACCAACUCUGACAUGGGCUUUGCACAAGUCGGGUGGAAGGAAAAUUUGCAUUCUUCAUGUUCAUACUCCUGCUCAGAAGAUACCCAUGAUGGGUACAAAGUUUAACAUAGAUCAAUUGGAUGUGCACCAAGUCAGGGCGUACCAUGAGAAGGAAAGGCAAGACAUGCACAAGAUCCUGGAAAAAUAUAUUCUGAUCUGUGGACGAGCUGGGGUUCGUGCUGAUAAACUUGUCCUUGAAAUGGACUCGAUUGAGAAGGGCAUAGUCGAGCUUAUAUCGCAGCAUGGUAUAGGGAAGCUUGUUAUGGGAGCUGCGGCAAACAAGUGCUACUCUAAGAAAAUGACUGACCUUAGGUCGAAGAAAGCCAUCUAUGUGCGGUUACAAGCACCCACAUUCUGUUGCAUCUGGUUUGUAUGCAAAGGGAACCUCAUUUAUACAAGAGAAAGUAAGUCGGAGAGACUUAAUACAGACAGUGUGUCAUCGUCAAUUCCAGCAAGUCCAGUUAAUGAUAUUGUUGUGAGAUCAGGAUCUGUAACAGCAGGUUACAAUGAACAAAUAAAGCUCAGGGGGGCUUUUGCAGAAUAUAGGAGAGUUGCUUCUGACAAUAACGGGAUAAUCUUCUCUGGACUUCCCUCUGGUGGGACUUUACAGGCUAAUUUUCCAUUCAUGAGUUCAGAUAGAAGUGCUGAUAGCUGGGAUGGCAUACCGCGAAUAAGUUCCUCAGUGGCUUCACGUUUUUCAUCAAGUUCAUCUGUUGAAAUGGUUGAUGAUUCCCUUGCAAGGACUGAAAGGAACGAGACUGCAUUUGAUUCAUCUGGACUGCACUAUUUCAAUUUUGGUCCUCAUCAGCCAUCUGCUCCAAGUAUAGCAGAGAGGGAGAAUGAUGAGCUAGCUGGAAGCAUGAACGAUGAACUCUAUGAUAGAUUUGAGCAGUAUGUUGCAGAGGCAGAAACCGCAAGGCGGGAAGCUUUUGAAGAAUCAAUCAAGCGUAGGAAAGCGGAAAAGGAUGCAAUUGAGGCUAGACGAAGGGCAAAAGCAUCAGAAACAGUCUAUGCUGAUGAGUUGAGACGGAGGAGAGAAAUAGAGGAAGCACUUGCAAAAGACAAAGAAAAAGCUGAUCAGAUGAAAGCACAACUAAACAAACUUCUGAGAGAUGUGCAAGCAGCUCAAGCACAGAACUCUUCGCUGGAGAGUCAACUCUUAAAUUCUGACACUCAGGUACAAGAGUUGGAACAGAAAAUGUUCUCUGCUGUCGACCUUUUGCAGAAGUACAGGAAGGAGAGAGAUGAAUUGCAGGUGGAGCGUGAUGAUGCACUCAAAUCAGCAGAGGCACUGAGGGAACAGCACUCAGAUGGGUCUUCAUUUACAUCUACAUCUUCACUAUUUGCUGAAUUUUAUUUUCAUGAAAUUGAAGAAGCAACUGAGACUUUCAACCCAGCCUUGAAGAUUGGAGAAGGUGGUUAUGGAUGCAUUUAUAGAGGCCUCCUUCGCCACACUCAAGUGGCAGUAAAGAUGCUGCACCCUCAUAGCUUGCAAGGGCCCUCAGAGUUCCAACAGGAGGUCAAUAUUUUAAGCAAGUUGAGGCAUCCAAAUAUUGUCACUCUUAUAGGAGCAUGUCCGGAAGCAUGGACUCUUGUAUAUGAAUAUCUUCCCAACGGAAGCCUAGAAGAUCGUAUUACCUGCAAAGAUAACACACCUCCACUGUCGUGGCAAACUAGAAUUCGUGUAGCAGCAGAGCUUUGCUGUGCUCUCAUCUUCCUCCAUUCCUGCACUGCUCGGGGCAUAAUUCAUGGUGAUCUAAAACCAGCUAAUAUUUUGCUUGAUGCGAAUUUUGUGAGCAAGCUCAGUGACUUUGGAAUUUGCCGAGUUCUCUCAGAAGAUGACUUUUCAGAAAAUAGUACAACACUUUGUUACAGAACUGAUCCAAAAGGCACAUUCGCAUACAUAGACCCUGAAUUCCUCGAAACUGGAGAGCUUACUCCAAAGUCCGAUGUCUAUUCAUUUGGGAUUAUAUUACUUAGGCUGUUGACUGGAAGGCCUGCAUUGGGGAUAAAAAAUGAAAUCCAAUAUGCACUGGAUAAAGGAAAUCUGAAAAAUCUGCUGGAUCCAACUGCUGGAGACUGGCCAUUUGUGCAAGCCAAACAGUUGGCUCACUUAGCUAUGAGUUGUUGUGAGAAGAACAGGAGGUGCAGGCCUGAACUUUCUUCAGAGGUGUGGAAGGUGCUUGGACCAAUGAGAGCUUCAUGUGGGGCAUCAUCUUUUAGAAUGGAUUCCGAAGAGCAUUGUGACAUUCCAUCCUAUUUUAUUUGUCCCAUAUUUCAGGAAAUCAUGCAAGAUCCUGUAGUAGCAGCCGAUGGCUUCACAUACGAAGCAGAGGCAUUAAGAGGAUGGUUGGACAGCGGGCAUGAUACGUCGCCCAUGACAAACCUUACGCUGUCCCAUAAGAACCUUGUUCCUAACCAUGCUCUUCGUUCUGCAAUUCAGGAGUGGCUGCAACAGCAUUGACAGAAGUUUUCGAGCUUUGUCAAAUUGUCUAUAUCCUGAAUUUUCGACAGAAGCUGAUCUCUAGUUCUAUUGUAAAGCAAUACUCCAAAACCAUGUUUCUAUACAGGUUAUAUGUACAUCUUUAGAUUAAAAUGGCAUAAACUUAACUGAAGUCUGAUCAUGGACAAAGUGGUUUAUUAAACAUACAAGAAAUGGAAUAGAUAAACUUGUUUCCAUCAGUGUUACCAAAAUUUGC
Molecule: messenger RNA, 3597 nt
Organism: Solanum dulcamara
Lineage: Eukaryota; Viridiplantae; Streptophyta; Magnoliopsida; Solanales; Solanaceae
Product: U-box domain-containing protein 33
Exons: 9
Coding region: 681-3362 (893 amino acids)
Biological process (GO): protein ubiquitination; protein phosphorylation
Molecular function (GO): protein kinase activity; ubiquitin-protein transferase activity; ATP binding
Source: RefSeq, a predicted model, not a curated record